Parnassius apollo (apollo) is the source of this 837-nucleotide messenger RNA. The record is from the annotation of a GenBank genome assembly. NCBI's taxonomy places the organism in Eukaryota, Metazoa, Arthropoda, Insecta, Lepidoptera, Papilionidae.
AUGAGUAUAGAUGGAUCGCUUAUUGAUAAGGAGUCCCCGCCACCCUACAUUACGUUUCGUAAAGGAGUAUCUAGCCAAGAGAUCGGUUUCUGCCAUGAAUUUAAGUCCUUCCAAGAAAAUAUGCUAUCCAUGCUGGAGACCUGGUUUACUAAGCAAGAUGACAAAUUUACCAAAUUGCUCAAUGAGUUUGCGAGUAUGAAGACAUCCAUUAAAUAUAUUAGCGAUAAAUACGACGAUCUUGAAAAAUGUACGCAUGAGGUUAAGAGCCGAGUAGAAAUAAUUGAAAAAAGCGUCCAAACAAAUGAACCACGUAUUGCUUACUUGGAGGCGAAACUUGACUACAUUGAACAGAGAGCGCGGAAUUGUAAUGCAGAAAUAAGUAAUCUUCCUGACAAACGUGGAGAGAACCUUAUGUCUAUCAUUGAAAAUAUCGCAAAUGUAAUAAAACAACCUGUAUCUGCACGUGAUAUCGUCUCCAUCCAUCGUGUCCCCCAGAGUAACCCAAACAGCUCACGGCCAAAGAACGUAAUAGUUAAAUUUGCCAGCCAAAUUACUAGAGACAACUUCAUCUCCGCAGUACGUUUGAACAAAGGUGUCACAUCUGAUCAGAUUAACAUACAAGGUUCUCCUCAAAAAGUUUAUGUAAAUGAACAUCUAACACUACAAUCUAAAAAGUUAUUUCGACAAGUUCGGGAUAUUGCCAAACAAAAUAGAUAUAGGUUCGUUUGGAUCAAGCACGGGGUUAUACUUGCUCGAGCUGAUGUUCCCACGCCUGCGAUUGCAAUUCGCUCAGAAAAGGACAUUUCGAAACUUAUACCAUACAUCGCUAAACAAUAA